Cucurbita moschata (crookneck pumpkin) is the source of this 2166-nucleotide messenger RNA. RefSeq lists its product as uncharacterized. The coding region runs from base 483 to 2072 and encodes 529 amino acids. Lineage: Eukaryota; Viridiplantae; Streptophyta; Magnoliopsida; Cucurbitales; Cucurbitaceae. The record is from RefSeq and is a predicted model, not a curated record. The transcript has 7 exons. Gene Ontology annotation, molecular function: ubiquitin protein ligase activity.
AAUAAUUCAACUGACACUGAUACUGACACCGUACUGGAAUCGCGUAAUCAAUGAUGGUUGAAACUUGAACAACGUUCCUCAGCCGUCGAUCAUCAACUGUACAGAACGCUCCGAUCCGACGGCCGAUAUCGCAGAAGCCGCCAUUUUCUUUGUUCUUGCUGCUGCAGAACGGCACCAUUCCCGGGUCUUCCGCUGAGCUUCCAAGUAUCCCUCACUAUAUUUACACGCUCGAAGUCUCUACCUCUUUUCCAUUUCGGAUAUUCUGUUCUUCUACCGCAAUUCUUGCUCCGAAGUGAAACUGAAGAAAAGCGUCUUCGAAAAGCUUAUGAUUCGUUCUUUUGUCCUUAAUUUUUUCCGGAAGAAGAUUUGAUCAAGUGCCAAAGUAAAAGCGCUUCUUGCAAAUUUCCAAGUUGAGAUCAACAGUUGUUUGGUUCAGUGCUGAAGAUAUUUCAGAUUGGUUUAUAGGCUGCGAAGAGUUUCUGAUGGAUGAGUAUUGCAGUAAAAGAGUUCAUGUGGGAAUUGUUUCUAGGAAGGGACCUGGUGUAGUUUUGAGGGAUAACAUGAAGCAGAGGGAUCAAAGUAAUCGACACAGCGACCGUCUUGGCUGCACUGGCAGGAUAUGCUCCAGUAGUGAUGCACAAGUUGGCCGUUCGAAUAAAGCCAGCUCAAAACGACUAUUCCGCAGCUCGAGUGGUAAAGAAGUUGUUGGAAGUUCCUCUGCAAUCAGAAAUUUCAGGAAUUCUUUUCCGGAGCCUUUUGGAAAGCUAUCAUCUAAGCUUGAAACUGAUUCGUCUGAUAAUGAUAGCAUUCAAGAUGAGUUGGAAGAAAUGGAAUUCACCUCACCUCCUGGAUUGCUCCAUACAGGGCUUCAUGUAAAAUCCGAACGUUCGGUGCCUGCUGAUGCCAUGUUGAUGGAAAGGGGAAGCUGCAGUAUGAACUCUAACAAUAAAUCUAAGAGAAACACCAUUCAAAGAUAUAAAGUGGACAAUCAAGAAACUCAUGCAUCAAUGUGGCCUAGAAGUCUUUGCCAGAUAUCAAACGGUGGUUCCAGUAGGUUCGAUUCGAGAAACCUCGCAUGUGAUUCAGUAUCUGAAAUAGUUUCAUCAGAUAGUUCUUUGCUGGAUCAAAACCUUGUGAGAAGGAAGAAUGUAACAAAGAAAAUGAUAUAUGAUGGUGAGAACAGUUCCAAUUCUAGAGAAAAGAUAGUGAGUGGAACUUCCCGAGGACAGAAGUGUAGUUAUAGGCAUGGCAUCUCUAUUUCUGAUCAAAGACCAGGUCGAAACGUGUUUCACAAGCAAAAUGUUCUUUCAUCACAUGGGACUCGAAGUUGGACGAGUGGAUGUGGUGGGGCGAGGCAUUCUCAAGGCAUUAGUGAUAAUCUGUCGGUGCACGAUUCACUAACGAUGACUUCAUGGACGCCUCGGACUAGUGUCUCCAGUUCCUCAAAUGCUUCUAGUUCACUUCAGUUAUCUUCAGAAUCACACUCCAGACACCGCAUGACUUACCCUGAACCAGAGGGCUAUAGUCGAAGUCUACAUGCUGCAGAAGCUGGUAUUUCAAACACUUCAACAAAUGUAAACAGUUUUCGAUGUCGCAAUGUCAAUGGCAUUGCCGAGGUAUUAUUGGCAUUGGAGAGAAUCGAGCGGGAGGAGCGAACUUACGAGCAGGCCAUUCUUCUCGAGACGAGUACGUUCCUUAAUCGCCUGAACAUCUAUGAUCAGCACAGAGACAUGAGACUUGACAUUGAUAACAUGACAUAUGAGCAACUUUUAGAUUUAGAAGAGGGAAUGGGGACAGUAAGCACAGCACUGUCUGAAAAAGAACUGACUGAAUGCCUUCAUAGAAGCAUCUAUCAGUCUAAACCCGAAGGAGGAACGGCCACGGGUUCGGUCGAGGAUUUGAGCGACGUCAAAUGUUGUAUUUGUCAGGAAGAAUAUGCGAGUGGAGAUGAAGUUGGAAGACUGCAAUGUGAGCACAAGUAUCAUGUAGCAUGCAUUCAACAGUGGUUGAGGAUGAAGAACUGGUGUCCCAUUUGCAAAUCAACAGCUUUAUCACCCUUUCAGAUGAUUUAAACCCAUUUAACUUUAUGUUUCUUUGUUCAAAUUACAUCUGUUUGUUGGAAAUCAAUGAUUUUAUUAUUCAUGUUGUUAAUUAAUAAAAUGAAUG